This is a messenger RNA of Thlaspi arvense, 411 nucleotides long. Lineage: Eukaryota; Viridiplantae; Streptophyta; Magnoliopsida; Brassicales; Brassicaceae. The record is from the annotation of a GenBank genome assembly.
AUGGAGUGCCUAUUGGCUGGAGGCUUCGACCAGAUUUAUGUUUACCCAGCUGGAUUGUUGAAAGUUCUGCAACAUAUGAAGCUUGCAUAUAAAAAUCCCAAGAUCUUCAUUACUGAAAACGGAUAUCCUGAUAAAAGAAAUGACUCGAUCCCGAUUGAGACAGCACUACAAGAUGAUAAGCGAAUCAUGGUCAUACAAGAGCAUCUUUACUACGUCAAAAAUGCCAUCAGCGACGGCGUUAACGUCAAAGGGUACUUCGUAUGGUCUAUUGUAGAUGGCAUGGAAAUGAAUUCAAAUUAUUCUAUUCGAUUCGGCCUAUGUUACGUCGACUACCUAGACAAUUACAAGCAUUAUCCUAAAAAAUCAAUCACCUGGUACAGGAAGUUAAUCACCAAUGAAACCAGCGGUUAA